Pseudopodoces humilis (Tibetan ground-tit) is the source of this 3051-nucleotide messenger RNA. NCBI's taxonomy places the organism in Eukaryota, Metazoa, Chordata, Aves, Passeriformes, Paridae. The record is from RefSeq and is a predicted model, not a curated record.
GCUUGUUCCGGGCCCUGGGGGACCAGCUGGAGGGACACUCCCGGAACCACCUGCGGCACCGCCAGGAGACCGUGGAGUUCAUGCUGAGGCAGCGCGGGGACUUCGAGCCCUUCGUGGAGGAUGAUGUGCCCUUUGACAAACACGUUGCCAAUUUGGCCAAGCCUGGUACUUUUGCUGGCAACGAUGCUAUUGUGGCCUUUGCAAGGAACAAUCAAAUUAAUGUGGUUAUUCAUCAGCUCAACGCUCCACUGUGGCAGAUCCGGGGCACAGACAGGAGCGAUGCCAGGGAGCUGCACAUCGCCUACAGGUACGGGGAGCACUACGACAGCGUCAGGAGGAUCAGCGACGACUCGGAAUCUCCGGCCUACCUUCGGAUGGAGAUGCUUUGCAAGAACAAUUCAAAUAAAUCAGAGGAAGUGAAGCCACAGAAGGGUGACUCUGAAGAUGAGACUGAAGUGGAGUUGGAAGAUGCUGUACAAAAAGUGUGCAAUGCAACUGGGUGUUCAGACAUUGAUUUAGUAAGCCAUGUUCUGGAAGUGGAGGACUACAACGUGGAAUCUGCAAUAUUUGCCAUCUUGCAGAUGAAGGAAGGGGAAGGAAUAGGUACUGAGGAGCAGCAGGAGACCCCAGGCAGGGAGCAGAAAUCCUGCAGCAGGACACUGUGGGAAGAGAAUGGAACUGGUUCAAGAAUCUUUGGAAAUCAGAGCUUGCAUCAAGGUGAAGCAGAAAACAGCAAGGAGCAAGCUGGAUCCAGGGAAGAGAACCGAGCCAGCAGAAACCCAAAGGUAGCCAAGAAACAAAGGAAGGAGCAGCAGCGGCUGGAGAAGAAGAAGCGGCAGGAGGAGAGGCACCGGCAGAAGGUCCUGGCCACCAAGAGGGACAGUGCAGACACCAGGACAGAGCCAGAGCCAGCCAACCACGUCACCCUGGUGAAGGCCACGGCAGCCCUAAACAUAUGACUCAGUGCUCUCAUGAGAAAAGCAAAUAAAACAAAGAAGACAAAAUUCCCCUAGGAGAAUUUCCAGGCACCCGUGGUUAUUUUAAAAUCCGUCUCUGGUGAGAUUUCCAAGCACAAGAGAACUUCCUCUUCCUUUGCUUGUGGGGAGGACAAUUGCUCAUUGAUUCUGCAUCAACCUGUGGUGAGAAGAGUUGUUUAAACUUAACAGGAAGUAAAGACUUGAGUCUGUAGUCUUGGAGUUAGAUGAAGGAGUGCAGUGACAAGUUUUAAUCUCACUGGAAUUGCUGGCAUUGCACUGGGCUGGUUCAGAAGUGAUGAAUACAUGCAGAUGGGGAUUGUUGCAUCCAUGCUUGCUGAGGUUUGGGAUCAGCUCCUUUAAGAUGAGACCUGUAGGGGGGAAAAAGACCUCCCCAAAACAAUGAUCCAAGUGGACUCAUGAGAAUGCAGAGCUGAUUCUUCCAAUUUGGUAAAAUGUGACAGGAACAGGCUUAAAGUGUCUGGUGAGUUGUUGUUACUUGAACACUUGGAAUCUCUUUCCCCUUUUCCAGAGUUUUUGGUUAUUCCAGGGCUUUAGUCCAAACCAGGAGCUGGAUAGGUGUUAGUAUCCAAAUGAAAUUACUAUAGCCAAAGGACCAAGAGUCUUGGGAAGAAGCUUCCAAGCAGCAGUGAUCCCUGGGAGACCUGCCUAUUUCACUUCAUAAUAAAUCAAGCUUUUUUCCAGGGUAGGAUUUUUUUUCAUCUUAAAUUCCAUUUUGGUGAGGUCACCAAGUAGGAUGUAAGCUUGACUCCUGUGAUGUUUUCCACUGUAGGACUGAGAAUUCGAGGUGCAAGGACUGUGGGACUCAGCCUUUGUUUUAUGGCUCACAGUGUUUCAGCUCCACUCAGGUUUUUGCGCUUGUAGCAAGCCCUAAGCUUGAAGAAAUCACAUGUGCACUUACAGGAGACACCUUAUCAGCCAGGGCAGAGGUGAAAGGGAUUUUUAAAAAGGAAGGAGUGUUGCAUUUGAAAAAUUUGUCUGUGUUUUAAAGUUUAUGAAUCAGCAUGGAAAUAUAAAUGUUUUUUUUUUACUGAACUGCCAAGAACUGGGCUGAUACUUGAUGUGCUCUGCUGCUGUUACUUGAAGAAUAAAAAGAAAGGAGUUCUUCUGGAAGAACUGGUGGUGUUGGAAUUCCUUUUUCUCCAAGACAGUCAUUUUUACAGUAGUGGGAAGAGAGGAAAUCUUUGCGCAACAUUCUUCACAGAACUCAGUUUACACAGUGAAAUUUGCUUUGUAAACAGGCCGUGGAUUUUCCUGGGAAGAGGAAGGGAGGCGAGAAACAAGAGCAGAACAACACCAUGAUUCAUACAUAGCGUGUGUUUACUCCUUGGUGGAGCUGAGUGCUCCGUAAUCCGGUGCCAAGGACGGACAAUAAGCAGUGGAUAUUCCCUUUGGGCUUUGAGCAGGAUUACUGUUUGUUCUUAGCUGCUGGCUGACAAAUUUGAGGGUGUUUUGGCUGUUGCUGCAGCAGGGUCACUGUGAGCCUCUCAAGGGUGAAUACGCAGCAAGAGGAUGUAGAAAGGCCGCUUUCCCUGCAUCCUAUUUCCCACCAUCAUCUUCCCUGGACUUAUUUUCCCAAAUCCUGCCCCUGGAGGUGAGGAAUUUAGUUGAACUGGAAGUUUUAAGUGUUUAGGCAGGUUCUGGCUGAUCUCUAUAAGCACAUCUGUGUAGGGAAAGGGUUUUCUGCCCGUGCUGCUCCAUGUUUCCUGUCCCUUGUUCCUACUCAGGAGCUGCACUCUGGUUUUAUCUCACAGCUUUGCCACAUCUCCAUGUCUGCAGAGCUUUGGGAGUAAAAUGGGCAUGAAGGACAAUCCAUAAUCCAGUGUUGGAUGAAAGGAAGAUGGUUUGUACUGGUGUUGAGCUGUGGGGUGGUUCCUAGGAGUUUUCCUGGGUGCAGGCACCAGCCUCAGAAGGCAGCAUUGGCUCUGCCUCAGCUUCUAGAAUUGUUAUUGACUGUAGAAAAUGAGAAUAAAUGAGUGGUUUGGAGUUAUAAAGAUACCACAUUUACUGCAGGAGUGUGAGGUGGGAGUGUUGUUACUUGUAAUGAAACACUUAA